GGAGACCGGGCGGAGGUCUAUUCAAGUCAAGUUCUGGGUUACAAACAGGAGAGGGCAGCAACGCGUAAUAAAAUAAGUACGCUCAUAGUGAGCUGUGUUUAAAAGAUUCGUGCUAUAAAAAAAAAAAAAAAAAAAAAAAGAAGCGCUUUGUCUCUCUAGUACAGACUGAAAAGCACUGCACCCUAAACGCGACAGAAAGACCAAGCUGGCUCUGAGGGCAGGAGAAGGAGCCAUAUAAUAAGAUUUUGGGCUACUAGGCACAGAAAUAGCUUAUGAUGGCUAUGUAAAGGCUAUGUGGCAGGGGAGCGCAGGGAGCAGAUUUUUGAAAGCACCAGGGGAUAGUGAGAGGACGACAUCUGGGUGAUGGAGGGAAAGGUACUUUGCCUUGUCCGUGAAAACGAGAUUUGGAUUCCCCCAGCUGGUCCAAGCUGAACCGUUUCCACGGGACGCGAUCGCUGGAAAGCGGAUUUGUCACGUUGCGCAGGAUGACGGGACAUCAUCGGUUUGCAGCGCCGCAGAUACACAAUUGGAAUUUGAUGUACGCAAGAAGGGCCGAGACGCAGGCUAGAACCACUCUCUGAACUCUCUGGAGGAUGCCAGAUUGCAUGAAAAUAAAUCAGUUUGUUCGUGACGGUGAAGGUACCUAAGCGAAAGGUUCAGCCGCCGUUUCGCGCAGACCUGCGCGCUUGAGUGGUCCCUUGUGAAGGAGCCAUCAUGAUGUUUCUGCGAUGCCACAGGAGCAAGUCCGUGUGGGCCGCCCUGUGUGUGCUCGUCCUGUGCUGGCUCUACAUCUUCCCGGUGUAUAGGAUGCCGAGCGAUAAGGAGAUAGUGGACGAGGUUCUGCGACAGGGCCAGACGUGGAGGAGGAACCAGACCGGAAUCGAUCUGUACAGGAAACUGCUUACAGAAUGCUGUGACCCUAAAAGGAUGUUCGCAGUUACCAAGGAGAACUCCCCGCUGGGCAAGGUUCUGUGGUAUGAUGGCGAGUUAUACCAUUAUCACACAGUCAACAAUGAGACCUACCCGUUCUUUGUGCAGGAUAUUCCCCUGCAGCUUCCCCUGAAGAAGUGCUCAGUGGUGGGGAACGGAGGGAUGCUGAAGAAUAGUGCCUGUGGCAGAGACAUUGACCAGGCCGACUUUGUCAUGAGAUGUAACCUGCCACCACUGUCCAAAGAAUAUGUUAAUGAUGUAGGUACGAGAACCCAUCUGGUAACAGCCAACCCAAGUAUUAUAGAGAAAAGCUUUCAAAACCUUCUCUGGUCACGGAAGGCCUUUGUGGAGAGCAUGAAGGCUUAUGGCUCCAGCUACAUCUAUAUGCCUGCUUUCUCUAUGAAGCCAGGGACCGAUCCCUCUCUGCGGGCCUACCAUGCCCUGGCCGACUCUGCCUCCAACCAGACCGUGCUCUUUGCCAACCCAGACUUCCUGAAGAAAGUGGGCCACUUCUGGAAGAGGCGGGGUGUGCACGGCAAGCGCCUGUCCACGGGCCUCUUCCUGGUCAGCCUGGCCCUGGGCCUCUGUGACGAGGUGACGGCCUACGGCUUCUGGCCGUUCGCCACAGGCCUGGAUGAGCAGCCAGUCAGCCACCACUACUACGACAAUGUGCUGCCGUCGUCGGGCUUCCACGCCAUGCCCGAGGAGUUCCUGCAGCUGUGGCAGCUGCACAAGAGCGGCACCUUGCGCGUGCGUGUGGGCCCUUGCGUGCACCAUGUUGAUGAGUAGGGGGCAGGGCUGUUCGUCCCGAGUGACCACCCUGGUAUUUUGGUCUCUUUUGAGGCAUAAACCACUGUCAACUGUCCUUCAGAUUAACAUGAGAAUGGGAGGGAGAGUGGGGGUACUGAGACCACCCUUAGUGUGUGCUUGAUCCUUGUGGAUGAAUGCUCAAUACUCUUGCCUAACAUACACCCAAAUACACACACACACACACACACACACACACACACACACACAUACAUACACACACACCUCCUUUUCUGUUUCCAAAGGACUAUCAUUAAGAUCUGAAAGGAUGGCCAACUGCACAGGUUCCCUGCACGUUGGCUGAGGAUGGAGAUGCAGGGGCAGAUGGGAGUCGUAGUUUAAAGCUGUAGCUGCGUUCGUUGCCACUCUAUUUCUGGACCUCCUAGGGCUUUUUGUUCAAAGCCAGGCAGGCGGACGGGGGUGGGGACUUCAACAGGCCCUGAGCAGAUCCAGAAAAGGAAGAAGGCGCAUGAUAAAUAGAAUUGGUGCCAAGGCAACGGAGAGGCACAGUCAGGGAGAGCAGGAUCGAGAUGAGAACUAAAAAUGAACAUGGCAGCUCAGAUAUUUACACGGUUCUGGGUUUCGGCUGCCAUAUCCCCAGAGUUAAAUAUUUUGGGUGUAUAGAAUGAACCGACAAGUGACGGACUUAUGUACAUAAAGGUCUAUUUAACAUUUUGUGAAAUGAAUGUACUGCAAAUGCACUGCUGUAAACUACAGUUUGAAUAUUCUUCCAUCACAUCAGUCAUUUAUUUUCUUGGUCCUGGAAUGUAUUCCAUAUGUAAACAUUAUCGGCGCUGGCUUUCUCAGUGCUGGUCAGCCUUGUGAUUUUUCUGGAUGUAAAGGCAGUCACUUUAGUAUUUUACUUUAUGUCCUAUCACUGUAAACCUUUUGCAUAUAGAGGUUGUUUUUUUCUUAGUCUCUUGAACUGGCAUCAGACUUGUCACAAAGCAAACAGAGAACAUGCUUAGGGCCAAUAUUUUGGACAUGAAUUAAGCCUAGCCUGGACGAAACUGCAGUAACAUAAGUAAAUAGCUCUUCAAAAUAGUUUAGGCUUUUUUGUCUAGAGUUAGGCUUAAUCUGCAUCCAGGAAACUGGUCCUUAACGUCUUGUAGGUGCUAGGUCUAGCAAGCUACUCCUUUGAAAACCCAAUAUAGUUAUACAGAUUUUUUUAUUAGCUACAUUAUAAUGACUAUAUAAGGUGCCUGUAGGUCUGGUGAGUGUCCAGAGGUAAAGGGGACAGAGGCAAUGAUCAUUUGACUACCACAAAGAUGAGUAACACAAAGAAUGGAAUCCAUACACUGUGGUAUACACAAACACUACCAUAGCAAACAUGAAAGGGGGUGGUAUGUUGGAGAAAGUGUGAGUGUGUGUUUGUGUGUGUGUGUGCAUGGGGAUUUUUUCCUUGCCCAUGGGCGAGAGAAUCGGGAGGCUUGGAUGCUGAAAGACGGAUUACUGUAGAGCACUCAUAGUCUAGUCCAAAAAUAAGAAAUAGAAAGAAAAAUUCCACAACAUGCUCAUGCGACAGGUCAGGCUUAUGAAAUCCAUCCUCACAGUCUGUGCAUCAUUUUCUCACAUUCCUGGAGAGCUAGUGUGCCUUUUUUAAAUGUAAGAUGAACAAAACAUGUAAACAAGGCCAAGGAAGAAUGCUUUGUCAUCAAAGAGAUACUGGCUGCAUUGUAUAAGAACUAAAUAUUUAUCUUGCUUUCAUUCUUGCCCGUGCCAGAGAAUUUUCCAUAGUGGUAUUAUUGGUGGGUGAUGUAUCAGAUUCGUCCGGUUUCAGGGAAACAGCAGUGGAUGUUUAAAUGGGUCUUAUAACAAGCUGGGUGCAGAAGGACCAAUGUGAGUUUAAUACAUUGGGAUGUUGCUUUAAUACAGUGGUUUCAAUAUGUUGCUUUAAUGUUGCUUUCUUGCCGAUUAACGGCAUUUUCUUACUCCUUCACUCACAAAAGUUAAAAAUUAGUAAACUUUUAAAGAGA
Electrophorus electricus (electric eel) is the source of this 3713-nucleotide messenger RNA. RefSeq names its product ST8 alpha-N-acetyl-neuraminide alpha-2,8-sialyltransferase 1 (gene st8sia1). Gene Ontology annotation, biological process: oligosaccharide metabolic process; N-glycan processing. Lineage: Eukaryota; Metazoa; Chordata; Actinopteri; Gymnotiformes; Gymnotidae. Gene Ontology annotation, molecular function: alpha-N-acetylneuraminate alpha-2,8-sialyltransferase activity. The record is from RefSeq and is a predicted model, not a curated record.